Nilaparvata lugens (brown planthopper) is the source of this 3924-nucleotide messenger RNA. RefSeq names its product regulator of nonsense transcripts 1 (gene Upf1). Bases 144 to 3557 code for a protein of 1137 amino acids. Gene Ontology annotation, biological process: nuclear-transcribed mRNA catabolic process, nonsense-mediated decay. The record is from RefSeq and is a predicted model, not a curated record. Gene Ontology annotation, cellular component: cytoplasm. Gene Ontology annotation, molecular function: zinc ion binding; DNA binding; RNA binding. The transcript is spliced from 19 exons. Lineage: Eukaryota; Metazoa; Arthropoda; Insecta; Hemiptera; Delphacidae.
AACUGAAAUAUUUAAAAAAAAACAUGGCGACUAACAUAUUAUUUGCACUUGUACGUGAGUUUUAAUUCUAGAUUUCUUCUCAUAUAUAAUCAAUUGAAUAUUCAAACUCAUUUAUCUCUUUUUCGAGUUAAAAUUAAUUGAAAAUGAGUGUUGAUGCCUAUGGGCCGAGUUCCCAGACUUUAACCUUUCUAGACACCGAAGAAACUGACUUAAUUGGUGCUGAUACUCAAGGAUCGGAAUUCGAUUUUACUGAUUUCACUCUUCCUUCUCAGAGCCAAACUCAAGCAUCGCAAUUGGACUCAGUGCAGGGACAAAAUCAGGUGAACGGUAAAUUGAACGGAGAUGUCGCAGAUAACAAUGUGGUGUCCACAGCUCAGAAGCUGUCAGAGCUACAGUUCGAGGAAGAUGAGGAGGAAGCCUUCUAUAACAAGGAAUUGCCUGCAUUUGCGUGCAAGUACUGUGCCAUCCAUGAUCCAUCAUGUGUUGUGAUGUGCAACAUUUGCAAGAAAUGGUUCUGCAAUGGCCGGGGAAACACUUCUGGUUCACACAUCAUAAAUCACCUAGUACGGGCCAAACACAAGGAGGUGACCCUGCACAAGGAUGGACCCCUGGGAGAGACGGUGCUGGAGUGCUACUCGUGUGGUGUGCGCAAUGUCUUCGUUCUGGGAUUCAUUCCAGCCAAGGCCGACUCGGUGGUGGUGCUGCUCUGCCGGCAGCCAUGCGCCGCCCAGAACUCGCUCAAAGAUAUGAACUGGGACCAGGAACAGUGGAAACCGCUGAUCGCCGAUCGCUGCUUUUUGUCGUGGCUGGUGAAGAUCCCCAGCGAGCAGGAGCAGUUGCGGUCGCGACAGGUGAAUGCAACUCAGAUCGCCAAACUGGAGGAAUUGUGGCGAGACAACGCCGAGGCCACGCUUAGUGAUCUGGAGAAGCCCGGCGUCGAUGAAGAGCCGCAGCAGGUUCUGCUCAGAUAUGAAGACGGGUACCAGUACCAAAACAUCUUCGGUCCGCUGGUGAAGCUGGAGGCGGACUACGACAAGCGGCUGAAGGAGUCGCAGACCCAGGAGAAUGUCGAUGUGCGCUGGGAUGUCGGCCUCAACAAAAUGACUAUCGCUUACUUCAACCUCGCCAAGACUGACGGCGAUAUGAAGCUGAUGCAUGGUGAUGAACUGCGCUUGCGUUAUCUGGGCGAAAUGCACAAGCCUUGGUCGGGAGUGGGCCACGUCAUCAAGAUACCCGACAACUUUGGCGAAGAGGUCGGCAUUGAGCUGAAGAGCUCCAGCGGUGCACCCACCCAGUGCACGUCCCACUUUGUCGUCGACUUUAUCUGGAAGUCGACAUCUUUCGACCGGAUGCAGCUGGCACUUCGCAAGUUCGCCGUGGAUGACAACUCUGUGUCCAGCUACAUCUACCACCGCCUCCUGGGGCACGAUGUCGACGAGGUGCUGUUCCGCUGCCACCUGCCCAAGCACUUCUCCGCACCCAACCUGCCCGAUCUCAACCGCUCACAGGUGUACGCGGUGAAGCACGCACUGCAACGGCCGUUGUCGCUCAUCCAGGGUCCACCGGGCACCGGCAAAACGGUCACCUCGGCCACCAUUGUCUAUCAGCUGGUCAAACAAAAUGGCGGACCGGUGCUCGUCUGCGCUCCCUCCAACAUAGCCGUGGACCAGCUCACCGAGAAGAUACAUCGCACCUCGCUCAAGGUUGUCCGAGUAUGCGCCAAAUCGCGUGAAGCAAUUGAUUCUCCCGUUUCAUUCCUGGCUCUACACAAUCAGAUCAGAAACAUGGACUGCAACACAGAGCUGCAGAAGCUGCAGCAGCUGAAAGACGAGACGGGUGAACUGUCGUCAGUGGACGAGAAGCGGUAUCGGCUGUUGAAGAAGGCCAGCGAACGGGAGCUGCUCGACUCGGCCGACGUGGUGUGUUGCACGUGUGUGGGGGCCGGCGACCCGCGGCUGUCUCGGCUCAAGUUCCACUCGAUUCUAAUCGACGAGAGCAUGCAGGCCACUGAGCCCGAGUGUAUGGUUCCCGUCAUACUCGGCGCCAAACAGUUGAUACUUGUGGGCGACCACUGCCAACUGGGUCCCGUGGUGAUGUGCAAGAAGGCGAGUCGCGCAGGUCUGUCGCAGUCUCUGUUCGAGCGACUGGUCGUGCUGGGCAUACGACCGUUCCGCCUCGAGGUCCAGUACCGUAUGCACCCCGAGCUCAGUCGUUUCCCCUCCAACUUCUUCUAUGAGGGAUCGCUCCAGAACGGGGUCUGUGCUGAUGAGCGUAAACUGGCGAAAAUGGACUUUCCGUGGCCAGUGGUGGACAAGCCAAUGCUGUUCUACGUGACCCAAGGCCAGGAGGAGAUAGCCGGCUCGGGCACGUCCUAUCUCAACCGCACCGAAGCGGCCAACGUCGAAAAGCUGACUACGCGUUUUCUACGCUGCGGCGUCAAGCCCGACCAGAUCGGCGUCAUUACGCCCUAUGAGGGCCAGCGAGCCUACUUGGUGCAAUACAUGCAGUACCAGGGUACACUGCCGUCUAAGCUCUACCAGCAGAUGGAGGUGGCAAGUGUGGACGCCUUCCAGGGCCGCGAGAAGGACUUGAUCAUCAUGUCGUGCGUGCGCAGCAACGAGCACCAAGGCAUUGGCUUCCUCAACGACCCGCGGCGUCUCAACGUGGCACUCACACGAGCCAAGUACGGCAUCAUCAUUGUCGGCAAUCCCAAAGUGCUUUCCAAGCAACCGUUGUGGAACCAUCUGCUGAAUUUCUACAAAGAGCAGAAGGUGCUGGUGGAGGGACCCCUGACCAAUCUGAAGGAGUCGAUGAUCCAGCUGUCCAAACCGAAGCAGCUGGUGAACGCCGCCAACCCGGGCACCCACUUCAUGUCGACGACCACCUACGACGCGCGCGAAGCCAUGAUUCCCGGCAGCAUCUACGACCGAUCGGGGAAUACGUCUGCGCCGUCUGCUCCACACUACAUGCCACGGCCAGGUGCUGGGGCGGGGCCAGGUUUGGACCUGUUUGCACGCACACAUGACCCGAUCAGCUACAUUUCGCCAGAGCGCGCCCAAGCCAGUCUGGGCAACCUGCCUGUGCCAGUUGGCAUGUUCAUGAACAUGUCUCACAUUCCGCCCCGAUUCUACAAUCAGCAUCAGCAGGCAUUGCAAGCUCGUCAAUCUCAGCAGGCAGUUGGCGGCGGGAUGUCGGGGGCGGGAGGCCGCCAGAUGAGACGUAAUGGCCGGAUGGGUGCUGCCGGGGGGGCAGCGAAGGGCAACAAGGGGGCGACCCACAACAGUCAGGAUGUCAGCACGCAGCCCGGCUUCAGUCAGGCUGGAAUCACUCAGGCUAUGUCACAGAACAUGUCGCAGGGCGGCGUGGGGGGCGGGAGCCUGUCGCAAGGAUUGGCGCAGGGCGGGCUGGGCGGCCUGGGUGACCUGUCGCAGCCGGACAACUUCCUGGUCGGCGAAUUCCACUCGCAGAUGGACGGCCUCCUGUCGCAGGACUCGACCUACCAGGGCGACCGCUAUCCCACCAACGUCCAGCCGCCGCAUUAUUCACAGCCCUACUGAUUAGCAGCCGUGACGUCACCUGACUGUGGGAGCAGUUGGUUGCCAAAUUGAAGAUGGCCUUCACCGAACAUUUCCACAAAUCGACAUCAAUCGGCUGGCGUGGAGAGAGAGUGAGAGAGCGACAGUCAACGCUGGACUCCUGUCGGUGGAGCAACAAGGAGGAGAAGAAGGAGAAAUAGUAGGGGAGAGCAAACCAAUUUCGAAGGGAACGAAAAUUACAGAAAUGCGACAAUGAUGACCUGAGAUAGUAAAUCAAUAUCGGAACGACUAUUGACUAAAUAAGAGUAGAAACCGAUACGAAUCGAGGAAAACAAUUAACAACAUUGUAAAUUCACUGCAGGCAGUAAAUGCUUUAAAAUAAUUCAAA